AAAGAUCACUCACACGAACAAAGGAAACGUCGAUGUAUUCACAAUGUUGUUGAUGUUUGCAAAGUCCUUUGACACUGUUCAAGCAAACAUGCACGGGCAGGUGUCUGAGUGCUGUACCGACACGAUGAGACGAUGGUAUACAAGCCAGGCGGCCACGAACAAAUAAGCAGCAAACGCAAGUUGGAACGCUGUAAGAGCGUUCCCAUCAAGAUGUCGCAACGACGUCCAGAACGUGCGAGCAAGACCAAGGCCACAGAAAUGAUCGCCAACAUGUUCGAUCAGCCACUGCCCGAGACCGAAGACUGUCCGCUCAAGCUCACAUUCAGGAGAGAACUCUGGAACGCCUGCGCGCCAGCGCCGCAAAGCAAGAUCGCAUCACCACAGCGCCCGAACCCAGAACAGCCGCCGAAACCCAAUCCCACACCCGUCUCGACGCAAAACGCAGACACCUCAAACCGCUCCCCCGCUCCCCGCCACUGCAAAGUCAAAGUCUCCCGCUUCCAGUACGGCGGCCCCUUCGCCCGCGUAGCCGGCAAAUCCAAGAACACAAUCACCCGGGAAACACCCUGUCUACGCCCCACGUGUGCGAGCUGCUGCAAGUGGCACGCCCACCUGCUGCGCAGCCCUGUGGAAUCUCCUGCGCCUUUGACCAACACUCCGGAGUGUGUACGGGCAACCGGCACACGGCGCCUGCGCAUCACACUCCGGCACUGCGCGCGUCUUAAGUUCGCGAGCGGGCGCGGCAAGGCGGCGUUUGAGGCGCUGGUGCACGAGCGCGUUAUGAGGCAGGUUAGGGGGGAGGGCGGCGGCGUGCUGGGGAGGGAGGUGAGGCGGUGCGUGGCAGAGGAGGGGUGGACGCCGCGAAGGCGGUAUAGAGUUAGGCUUGUGUUUGGGACGGAGCGGGGGAGGAGGGGGUUUGGGGGGUUGGUUGGGAGGUGCUUGUAGUAUAGAGGGAGGUGCUUGUAGUAUUGAGGAAGGUGCUUGUAGUAUAGAGGGAGGUGCUUGUAGAUGGAU
This is a messenger RNA of Boeremia exigua, 1014 nucleotides long. RefSeq lists its product as uncharacterized. The record is from RefSeq and is a predicted model, not a curated record. The transcript has a single exon. Bases 133 to 945 code for a protein of 270 amino acids. Lineage: Eukaryota; Fungi; Ascomycota; Dothideomycetes; Pleosporales; Didymellaceae.